AUGGCACGUACGAAGCAAACAGCUCGAAAAUCAACAGGUGGAAAAGCACCACGCAAGCAACUAGCAACAAAAGCAGCAAGAAAGUCAGCACCAGCUACUGGUGGAAUUAAGAAACCACAUCGAUUUCGUCCUGGCACUGUCGCUCUACGAGAAAUUCGACGCUACCAAAAAUCAACAGAGUUAUUAAUUCGAAAACUACCUUUUCAACGAUUAGUUCGAGAAAUUGCACAGGAUUAUAAGACAGAUUUACGUUUUCAAACGUCAGCUGUUCUAGCUUUACAAGAAGCUUCGGAAUCGUAUUUGGUUGGAUUGUUCGAAGAUACAAACCUUUGUGCGAUUCAUGCAAAACGUGUCACAAUCAUGCCUAAAGAUAUUCAAUUAGCUCGACGAAUUCGUGGUGAACGUGUUUAA
Adineta ricciae is the source of this 411-nucleotide messenger RNA. The record is from the annotation of a GenBank genome assembly. Lineage: Eukaryota; Metazoa; Rotifera; Eurotatoria; Adinetida; Adinetidae.